AUGUCAAGGGAAGAUUCUGAUAGCAUUCGAGAGGAUGUUGAAUCACAAGGAUCAGGAGGUCGCAGUAAACUACUUAGCAGACACGUCACUUUCAGGUCAAAUUCAAAUGCUAGUGAUAUCCCAGCAAAACGGUAUAUCGGCUCUACUAGGGAGCGUUCAUUAUCAGCGUGGAGAUUCUACUGUUAUUUGAUUACAUGGUGGGUACCCAGGUCUUUAUUAUCCUUAUGUGGUAUGAAAACAAAGGAACGAAGAGUGGCUUGGAGAGAAAAGAUCGGUUUGUUGUCAAUCAUUUUCUAUAUUGGAGUAUUUGUAACUUAUCUGACAUUUGGUUUGAGUAGCACACUUUGUAAUUAUUCAAGGCAACGUCUGCUACAUUCGGAGGUAGCUCCAACUUAUAUUGUAAUUAAUGGUGCAGCUUAUGAAUAUAUGCAUAAUUAUAGUAAUGAGGAUAAUCCUGACUAUAUUAUGGUAACCGAAGAUUCCCUAUAUGGUCCAUCGAAGUAUGGAGGGAAAGAUGCCAGUUUUUUGUUUCAAAAUGUUAAUGGUAAUUGUCAGGGUUUAAUUACACCUAGAAAUAAUUGUACAAUACCAAUUGAUGAAGAAAAGAACAUUGCUUGGUAUUUUCCCUGUUUAGUUUUACCAACCGAUCCAUUAUCUAAUGUGACUGAUAAGAAUACUAAGAUAAAUCCUCGAGAUUGUCAUCUUUCAAAUAUCACUAGAUCAACUUUUUAUGAGUUAGAAAGUGAAGCUGAUGUUUAUUACACUUGGCAAGAAGUGAAAAACGAUACAAGAAAUUUAGUAGUGUAUAAUGGUGACGUUUUGGAUCUUGAAUUGUUAGAUUGGAUUCUAACUAAAGACCUAGAUUAUCCACAAUAUUUUGAUGAAUUAAGAGGCUCGAAUUUACAAGGUUAUGACAUAUCUUUAAUAAUUAAUACAAAUUAUGAAAAACAGAUCGGAAGGUGUCUUUCUGAGAUUAUUAAAGUUGGAGAAAUUGAAUCACAAACUAUUGGAUGUAUUGCAGCAGACGUGGUUCUUUACGUUGCGUUGACAUUGAUUUUAGGGGCAGUUUUCACUAAAUUUAUUAUUGCUUGCUAUUUCCAUUGGGUUAUUGCUAAAGUACAAGGUGCGACCAAAUUGGAUUCAAAAUCUAUGCAAAAACAUAAUAAAGCUGUAGAAGAAUGGUCUGAAAAUAUAAACAUUCGAGGUCCCUUGGAAUCAAGUACCAAAUCAGUUUCAACGGCCAGUAGAUUAUCGAAAAUUAUUUCACUUGAAACUGCAUUGACAAAUAUGGGCAAGCGUGAUUCUUUGAUAAGGGAUGGGUUUUCCCAACUCACAUCGCUGGAGGUUCUAGUUAAUGAGGCAACUGAAAGUGCUAAUAAAAUAGAGUCACAAAAUAAAUCUGUUUCAGCCUCCCUUAAUGAUGAUCCGGUUAUCACUAAAACUUAUAACCGUGGAGGGCAUAAUGGCCACACUCUACAUUCAUCUCUGCUCAGUGAAAAUGUUAUACAACAACCAGGUAAUUCAUUCAUGCCUUUCAAUUUCCCAUUAAUUCAUACACUAUGUCUGGUGACAUGUUAUUCUGAAGAUAAAACAGGGUUAAGAACUACAUUAGAUUCACUUGCCAUAACAGACUACCCAAACUCACAUAAAUUGAUUUUUGUUAUCUGUGAUGGUUUGAUUAAGGGAUCUGGUAACGCACAGACCACACCGGAUAUAGUUUUGGAUAUGGUCGAAGAUUAUAUCAUACCACGUCAUGAAGUUUACCCUCAUUCUUACAUAGCCGUUACCUCUGGUCUAAAGAGGCAUAAUAUGGCUAAAGUAUACUCUGGAUUCUAUAAGUACGAUAAUGAUUCAAUACCGUUAGAAAAUCAACAAAGAGUUCCGAUGGUGGUUGUAGUAAAAUGUGGUACUUCAGAAGAACAACUUUGUGCAAAACCAGGAAAUAGAGGUAAGAGGGAUUCACAGAUUAUUUUAAUGUCUUUCUUGCAAAAAUUGAUAUUUAAUGAAAGGAUGACAAGAUUAGAUUUUGAAAUUCUUGUCAAUAUAUGGAGAAUCACAGGGUUAAUGGCAGAUGUUUAUGAGGCUAUCUUGAUGGUGGAUGCUGAUACAAAGGUUUUUCCAGAUUCCUUGACCCAUAUGGUUGCAGAAUUAGUGAAGGAUCCUGAGAUUAUGGGUCUAUGUGGUGAAACGAAAAUUGCAAACAAGAAAGAAUCCUGGGUGACUGCUAUUCAAGUCUUUGAAUAUUAUAUAUCACACCAUCAGAUAAAGGCAUUUGAAUCGGUCUUUUGUUCUGUAACAUGUUUGCCAGGAUGUUUUUCGAUGUAUAGAAUUAAGUCACCCAAAGGUUCUGAUGGCUUAUGGAUCCCAAUCCUGGUAAAUCCUGACAUUGUUGAGAAAUAUUCAGAGAACGACGUCACCACUUUACAUAAAAAGAAUUUACUGUUGUUGGGUGAAGAUAGGUAUUUAACAUCGCUGAUGUUGAAGACAUUUCCUAAACGUAAGCAGAUAUUUGUUCCAAAGGCAGCCUGUAAGACAGUUGUACCUUCGAAAUUUUCGGUGUUACUUUCUCAGAGGAGACGUUGGAUUAACUCAACGGUUCAUAAUUUGUUUGAAUUAGUCUUGGUAAAGGACCUGUGUGGGACUUUUUGUUUUUCGAUGCAAUUCAUUAUCAUUAUAGAAUUAAUUGGGACUCUGGUAUUGCCACUGGCAAUAUGUUUCACGAUGUAUGUCAUUGGGAUUUCAAUAUUCUCAUCGCCAACUCCGACAAUGACAUUAUGUCUGCUAGCACUCAUUUUAGGACUCCCUGGUGCAUUGGUUGUUGUUACAGUUUCUAGUUUUUCAUAUGUUCUCUGGAUGCUGAUAUAUAUCCUCGCUUUACCUAUUUGGAAUUUCAUAUUACCAACAUAUGCAUAUUGGAAAUUUGAUGAUUUCUCAUGGGGUGACACAAGAAAGGUUGCUGGAGAGAAUGCAAAUAAUGGGCAUGAUGAAUCAAAUAGCGAAUUUGAACAUUCUAUGAUUAGAAUGAAAACAUGGGAGCAAUUUGAAAAGGAGAUGACAAUACAGAGUCUUCCAACAAUAGAAGAAGUAGCUUAA
Molecule: messenger RNA, 3093 nt
Organism: Maudiozyma saulgeensis
Lineage: Eukaryota; Fungi; Ascomycota; Saccharomycetes; Saccharomycetales; Saccharomycetaceae
Source: the annotation of a GenBank genome assembly